UUUGUUUAGUGGAAGCACAUGAGAUGAAUAGCACCAUAGAAAUCUAACGUUCUUGACUUUUGGUGCAGGGGCUUCGGUUCAUAUUUUUCUGUUCGGUUUUCUAUCUCUAGCUACACAGGACUACUAGGUCCUCUACGGGUCAUUUGGGGUGGCGGUUACACCUCUUCGGAUAGCUAUCUAAGUACGAAGUCUGCGCUUAGCUGCCAUCCUAGCGCUCGUGACUCACAUCACGAGCAGGCAGUAGAACAAGGGGAAAGACAAACCACCGCGAGGAAACGCAACACUUCUCGACACACUUCUCGAUUUGGUAUUAAGAGAUUACGUAAACCAAGAUGCCAGAGCAGAGGGGCAGCAGCGCGGGCAGCAAUUCGAUGGUGGAUCUGCUGGCCACGAUUGAUAGCGCAAAUGCCACACUGGAUUCAGUCCCGCUACGUCGACAACUCGCACGAUCUGCCAGCUGUCGAGGCGUCGAGGGUCUACCCAAAUCCGAAGACUUCCAGUUGCCAAAGUAUCUUCAUCAUAUCUGACUAAGAUUAAUGAGGUCAAUAUCAUUCUCGUUAUCAGCGUUUUUCUUCUCUUCUACGUUCAUUGACUCCUCUCUUAGAAGUUUUACAAGUCGACUCUUCUUGUAUUGUUGUUUCACAGGUUUGUCGAGGUAGACCGACAAAGAGUGGCGGAUCUCGUGAAAGAGUCGCAGGGAGUGAAAAGAGGACUAUGCGCGGACCCAGGAGGACGCGAAUUCAUGACUCCACAGUACUACAAUUUGGUCCCAACUACAAGUCUUCAGUGUUUACUCAUAUUUUCCGAUCACGAAUGCAUGAUCACGAUGAUGAUGCUGGUGAUAACGCAAAAACAGAUACUUCGGAGAUGCUCGCUUCAUAUUCUUUGAAAGCGUAUUAAAUUCUGAAAUUCUAGGAGAAACAAAAAGUUUCGAUGAAGAUGAUCAUGCGCGGCAGUCAAAUCGAAUUCGAACAUUUUUCUGGACUUUCAGGUACCUAAAACCGAAGAUGUUGAACUCAUGGCAAUUAUCACGCGCCAUCAUGCCACCGAGGAGUUACAAGCAGUGGCGCGGACCUGUGCAAGACGGCAGAGAACUCUACAGAUGGCAUGCACAAUCAUGUGGUAAAGAAUAUACCAUAGAUAUACCAAAUUGGAAAAGGUCAUGGCUAUUGAAAGAGUAUGGCUCCGUGUACGUCGUUGAAAUCAAUCAUCCUGCUUAUCGAGAGUUGUCAAAUUGAAAGUGAUCAUUUUGAUGACAGAGCAUCAGCAUUUACUGAAGGAGGUCCCAGUACGAUGAAUGAUGCAUGACGAUGACUACAGAAAGAAUGUUACGCUUACGUAGCACCUACCGCAUUUCCUUAUUCAUAUUCUCUAUUUCAGACAUUGCCUUACCGGAUCCAACGAAGAUGGGAGAACAGCACAUUAAGUGGAUGGUGGGCCACGAACGUCAGCGGGAAAAGCACCUUUAUCCCAUCUACUACCACCGCCAAAAAAUUCGCCAAUACUGGAAAACGAAGGAAAACAAUGCGGCGGACCUUGCAGAAAAUUAUGGAACGAGAAAGAAGAAUUUGAUAUGUGUAUCGUGCUGUCCGUGGUGACUUUGUUUCAAUGUACCCUUUCACACUGUGAAUGUGCGCUCAUGAUUCUUUGGAAGCAAUAGAUGAUUCUUUAGAGCAUCUCCAUCUUAUUGUUAUAGAUUCUAAACUGCGGAGGCUCUCGCUAAGCUGGAUGGAAAGACGUUGACAGCGGCAGACUAUAGCAAGCCGAUGGGACCGCCACCGGACGCGCCCGAGAUCGGUCCGCCGGCCAUCAACAUCAGUCCACCUCUGUUCAAAUACACGGAGAAAGUAGGUCGCUCGCUGUGGUUGAAAUACCCAACGGAUUUGUUCGAGGAACUGCGAACAAUGAAAACGGACUACCUAGACGACGCCAAAGCGAAAAUCAAACGCAUAGACGCAGACAAAGCGGAGAGAGCCAGGAGAGCAAAAUUUGCUGCAGAAUCCGCAUUGACUGUCUGAAGAUCCGGAUUCUUGUAGUACAAAGAGUUGGUUACGCUUCUUACAUGGUUCAAAUAGUUCAUCAAAACAAUGCAAAAUGGUUUCCUAAAAGUGCUAAGAUCAACACUCGGUUGCAUGCUGUUGGGUCAAAGUAAUUAAAGAGGAUCCACCCGCCGAAACUGCCGCAGAUCUCACCUCAAUUAGCUCCUCCACGUGACGCUGCUCAACCUGUACAUCCACUUCAAGAAUAGGGUUAGUAAUGAAGCACGUAAUUAUUAUUCUUGUUGGGAUUAUAGCUCGUAGUGCGUCUCGUUGUGGACAACAAUUCAAUUUGAAACAAAUAUCGAAUAUUACUUUUUUCUAGUAAAUUUUCUCAUCAUAUUAAACAAAGUCAUAGCAGAGCCGCAUACUUCUACUUCUAAAUUAGCAAGUUGGUCGUUGAUUUCGAGAUGGAUCAAGUAAGAUCAUCUUCUGUAACAGAACCUGAAAUGGUUGGUAACUAGCUUCUUCUGUUCAAAAAUACCAUUGGAAUCGCUUCUCGUUUAUUACACUUGCUGGGUCUCUCGUCUACCUUUAUGUCAUUUACUAUUCGUCACGUGAAAGUGAACCGAUGCACACGCGAGGCGAGGUGAGGGAGCCCGUACAAGUGCUUGUAUUAUGACAUGUGUAACGCGGAUAGGGUGAACAUUUUCUCGGGGUCCAGGACUAGAGAUUUAGAACAGAAGCAACAUGCAAGUUACAGACACGCAUUGCCGCUUCUGAUUGCUGUUCGCAGAAUAAAGCAC
Messenger RNA from Amoebophrya sp. A25, 2782 nucleotides. The record is from the annotation of a GenBank genome assembly. NCBI's taxonomy places the organism in Eukaryota, Dinophyceae, Syndiniales, Amoebophryaceae.